Messenger RNA from Elgaria multicarinata webbii, 3020 nucleotides. RefSeq names its product zinc finger protein 260-like. The record is from RefSeq and is a predicted model, not a curated record. The transcript is spliced from 3 exons. Bases 135 to 2207 code for a protein of 690 amino acids. NCBI's taxonomy places the organism in Eukaryota, Metazoa, Chordata, Lepidosauria, Squamata, Anguidae.
AGAGCACAUCAAGUGUCCAGAGAAAGUGUUAAGUUGUCCGAUGUAAAAGAGAAUAUCAAGACAAGAUGAACUAGCUGGAGGGAAAUCCAAGUAAUACAGAGAGGGAUAUAUGUCUGGAUUCUGACCUUCAUGCAAUGAUGGUACAACAAAAAACAGCCAAAGAAGCGAGAGAGAAGGAAUCCCCUGUGUCUGGAAAAAAGGUCUUUCAUAAAUCAACUGUGGGUGACCAUGGUACAACCCAUGAAGCAAAGAAACAACAUAAAUGCCAGGAGUGUGGAAAGAGAUUCAAGAGCAAUGCUGACCUUUGUGCCCAUCAAAGGACGCACACAGGGGAGAAGCCAUUUGACUGUCCAGAGUGUGGGAAAGCAUUUAGUCAGAAGGGAACACUUACUGCCCAUCAAAGAAUCCACUCAGGGGAGAAACCCUUUGAAUGCUUCGAUUGUGGAAAAAGGUUCCGCCAGAAGGGUGCAUUUCAAGUGCAUGAAAGAAGACACACAGGGGAGAAGCCAUUUAAAUGCAUAGAAUGUGGAAAGGCAUUCUACACCACUAGUGACCUUCGAGAGCAUCAAAGAACUCACACUGGGGAGAAGCCAUUUAAAUGCUUGGAGUGCAGAAAGAGCUUCAGCUUGAAGAAUGGCCUGAUUGCACAUCAAAGAACACACACAGGAGAGAAGCCAUUUGACUGUCUGGAGUGUGGAAAAGCAUUCAGUCAUAAGGGAACACUUACGGCCCAUCAAAGAAUCCACUCUGGGGAGAAACCCUUUGAAUGCUUCGAGUGUGGAAAGAGAUUCAAAAAGAAGGGUACCCUCCAAGGGCAUCAAAGAACACACACUGGGGAGAAGCCAUUAAAAUGCUUGGAGUGUGGAAAGAGAUUCAGGGAUAAGCAUGACCUUGCUAGACAUCGAAGAAUUCACACAGGAGAGAAACCGUUUAUUUGCCUGCAGUGUGGAAAAGCAUUUAGGGAGAAAGGGGCUCUUACUGUCCAUCAAAGAAAACACUCUGGGAGGAAGCCAUUUAAAUGCCUGGAGUGUGGAAAGGGAUUCCACUGCCUUAGUGUCUUUCAAGAUCAUCAAAGAAGGCACAGAGGGGAGUCACCAUAUAAAUGCCUGGAGUGCGGAAAGAGCUUCAGCUCGAAGAAUGGCCUUACUUUACAUCAAACACUGCACACAGGGGAGAAACCAUUUAAAUGUUUGCAGUGCGGAAAGAGCUUCAGGAGGAAGGUGAACCUUGCAGUACAUCAGCAAAUUCACACAGACCAGAAACCAUUUGAAUGUUCACAGUGUGGAAAGAGAUUCUUUUCCAGGCAUAGUGUUAGAUGUCAUCAGCUUAUUCACAGAGAAGACAACCCAUUUAAAUGUGUGGAGUGCGGAAAAGCUUUCAGCGAUAAGCAUGGCCUUGCUAAACAUCAACGAAUUCACACAGGAGAGAAGCCAUUUGUCUGUCUCGAUUGUGGAAAAGCAUUUAGUCAGAAGGGCAUUCUUACUGUCCAUCAAAAAACGCACUCUGGGGAGAAACCAUUUGAAUGCUUGGAGUGUGGAAAGAAGUUCAGGUGGAAAGUGAACCUUGCAACACAUCAGCAAAUUCAUGCAGAUUCAAGAGAAAAACCAUUUGAGUGUUUGCAGUGUGAAAAGAAAUUCUUUUCCAAGCCCAGCCUUACACGUCAUCAGCUUAUUCACAGAGAAGACAACCCGUUUAAAUGUCUGGAGUGUGGAAAGCUUUUCAGCACUAAGCAUGACCUUGCUAGACAUAGAAGAAUUCAUACGGGAGAGAAACCAUUUAUCUGUCUGGAGUGUGGAAAGGGCUUUACUGAUAGGAGAAACCUUAUGUAUCAUCAGAGAACUCGCACAGGGGAAAUAACUUUCAAUUGCUUGGUGCUUGCAAAGAGAUCCCGCCAGAGGGGUCCUGACCAAAGUGCUCACACAGAGAUUUCUUUGAAGGUGGAGAACUUGGAUAUUCCUGAUCAUCCCUCUGUUACCGUAAUCGUGGGGCAAGAUGAGGGCUCCGGUGCUAGUGACGCCUCCUCCGAGGUUCCCAGCAAACCAUUCCACCCUGUCACGAACUCAGCCGUGAUUCCAGAUUCUCCUUUCACCGCCCACAGCUCAACAGAGCACAGUCUGCACUGCAUCCAGUGGGAUACUCAGAGCCAUGGUGGGAGAGACUACUUGAUUCCCAGAGUACCCUUUCACCCAGGAAAUGCACUUGACUAAGGGCCUGCUCAGGAACAGGGCUGUACUUAUGAGGCAGACUCCAAUGCAGCUGCAGAAUCCGGGUCAGUCAGAAUAAAUGCUCCCAGAAUUUUCCUUGGUUAAGAAUUCCAGUAGCGCUAUUUGACUCCAUUUACGGUCUCAAGACGGGAGAAACUUAUUUCAGUGUUUAGGGUAUAAACAGAGGCUGAGGCAGAGCACACGUCUUACUUUACAUCCCAGAAACCUCACAGUAAAAAGGAUUUAAAUGCACAUGGGUGAUUAUGUUAAUCAUUCCCAGUAUCCAUAUACUGUUUUCUUUUAAGGACAUAGUUUCAUCAACCAACAUGUAAAUUAUAUAAUGGUUUGGAUCCAAAUGAGGCCUUAGGCGAUCGGCCUAUUCCAGAAAUUAGCGCUUUUUCUAGUUUUGGCUCUUGCCCUCGGAAGUGCUACGUUGCAGUCACGUGCGGAUUGGUGCCAGUGGGUCUAGCCACGCGUGGAAGGCCCCAAUCGGAUCCAACCCAUGACCUCCCAACUGUGUCUUACGACAGAAAGUUGUAUGAUGUAGUGGAGUGGGUGACGUGAUUUUGACAUGCUGUGUUCCUUUUACAUCCUUCUGGAAGCCCCCAAAUGUUGGUGUUGCGUGAUCCCCUAGCACAAUGUUGGAGUGACACCGUGGGCUGCAGAAGAAGGGGGAUGUCCUAGCCAAACCCAAGAGUUUUUUCUGCCUGAGACAACGGGCAAGAAGGUGCAUCCCUUCCUUCCCACGGACAAAUGUUGACCGAACUGGCAUUGAAUUUUAGUUUAACCCUUGCACUCAGGAAAAGCAGACCAGAU